CAGCAGACGAGUGGAAGAGGGAAAGUAGCCGGUCAUGUCGAACGCGAUGUAUAACACGAUGUGGCACCAGACCCAGGAAGCCCUCAACUCUUUGCUCGUGAAAGAGUCUCAGAAGAUGCUGGAGCCACAGAGCAGUCCGGUGUUCAUCUUCCAGAUGCUGGCCACCUUCUACAUCAAGUACGUGCAGAUCUUCAGGAGCAUGGAGAGCGUCUACGACCAGAUCGUCCACCCGCAGAAGCGCAUCCUCGUCCGGAAGAUGCUGGACGGGGUGAUGGGCCGCAUCCUGGAGCUGAAGAGCGAGCUGGUCGAGCUGGAGCUCUCGGAGUUCCACUACUUCGAUGACAUCUUACAGGACUUAAAGCUGCUUCCUCAACAGCUGGACAUCCCCAUACCCAAGUACUUCCUGAAGGAGAAGUCAGACGUGAUCAAAGGACGAGAGAAGAUCCUGUCUCAGAUAAUCACCAGCAGUGGGCUAGAUCUUCCGGGCAAGAAAUACUCCCUGAAGCCCAUGUCCCUGGAGGAUGCCGUGAAGCUGAUCCAGGUCGCCGAGCGCGCCCGGCAAGGCCGGCUCAGGGCCCUGUUCAUGAAGCAGAUCUUCCUGCGGGAGUUCCGCGCCAAGCAGGCCCGGCUGCUCGGCGACAAGAUGGCCGACACGGGGGCCGCGGCGCUGCGCAUUCAGAAGGUUUGGCGAGGCUUCCACCAGUGUAAGUUAACUGAAAAAGAGCGCGAGAAGGAGAUGAUAUUCCUGGGUAUGACCCCCCCGCCUCUGUUCAACGGAGUCAGUGCCACGAUGAUCCAAGCCGAAAAGGUGGCCUACCUGCGGAGCGAGCUGCAGCUGAAGCAUGAGGAGAGCUACCGAGAGGCCCUGGUCACCAUCAAGGACGACCUGAAGUUGACAGAAGGUGCAGACAUCAAGGAGAACCUGCAGGAACAGAUCCGGCGCUGGUUCAUCGAAUGCAGGAACUUAACUGGUGACUUUCCCCAGUACCCUGAAGUCGAAGAAGGAGGCUCCGCUAUCAUUUUCUCCAACAAGACCCCUCAACAGGUCCCCGCCGUCGGCGGCUGGUUCUGUCCCCACACUGUAGACAUUUGGAAGAACAAAGAUGAAUCAUGGAAUUUCGCUCAGGGCCACGAUCCCGAGCUGAUCAAAGAGGAGAAGCGGAGAGAGCUGGAGUCGGAGAUCCGGCUGCAGGUUGAUGAGCUGAUGAGGCAGGAGCUGAAAAACUUGAAACUGGCCGUGAACAAGGAAAAGGAAAACCCGGUCAAAGCAAAGAAGAAGGGUGAUAAGAAGAAAAAUCAAGACAAAAAAGGGAAAAGGGGGAAAGACAAGGACCUCACAGCGGACAGGACCAUCGAGUCUCUGUACAAGGAGCUGGUGGAGGAGGGGCUGCUGAUCCAGAACCCCAAGGUCAACCUCUCCGAAUACAUCGGCUCGGCCGCGGUGCACGAGAAGGCGCCCCUGGUGCGGUCCCUGCUGCUGGCCGGGCCCGCGGGGGUGGGCAAGAAGAUGCUGAUCCACGCCAUUUGCACGGAGACGGGGGCCAACCUCUUCAACCUGUCGGCCACCAACAUUGCGGGGAAGUACCCCGGCAAGAACGGCCUCCAGAUGAUGCUGCACCUGGUCGUCAAGCUUGAACCCAAACGCCUGAAGAAGCAGCUCCCCAAGGUCCUGAAGCUCCUGAGGCCAGACGACAGGAUCCUGAUCGUGGGCACCACGCGGCGUCCCUUCGACGCCGAGCUGCAGUCUUUUUGCAAGUUUUACCAAAAAAUCAUCUUGGUGCCCAGACCAGACUACGCGUCCAGAUACGUCCUGUGGAAGGAGAUCAUCCAGCACAACGGCGGCGUGCUGAGCAACUCCCUGAACGUCAGCUGCCUGGCGAAGGUCACUGACGGCUUCACCCCCGGGCACAUGGUGCACGUGGCCCAGAGCGUGCUCACGGAGCGCAGGCUCCGGCAGCAGCCCCACAAGCCACUCACUGCCGGCGAGUUCAUCUCGGCGCUGACCAGCAUGGAGCCGGUGUACCAGGAGGAGGAGGACAGCUUCAAGGACUGGUACGCCAAAACCCCGAUGGGCAAGAAGAGAGCUCUGGCCUUAACUGGAGGCAAAGCAGAAAAGGAGAAGGAGAAAGGGAAAAAGAAGAAGGCAAAGCCAGGGAAAAAGAAAAAGUAA
This is a messenger RNA of Condylura cristata (star-nosed mole), 2170 nucleotides long. RefSeq names its product IQ motif containing with AAA domain 1 (gene DRC11). Bases 35 to 2170 code for a protein of 711 amino acids. The record is from RefSeq and is a predicted model, not a curated record. NCBI's taxonomy places the organism in Eukaryota, Metazoa, Chordata, Mammalia, Eulipotyphla, Talpidae. The transcript has 17 exons. Gene Ontology annotation, molecular function: ATP hydrolysis activity; ATP binding.